Molecule: messenger RNA, 1203 nt
Organism: Paramecium sonneborni
Lineage: Eukaryota; Ciliophora; Oligohymenophorea; Peniculida; Parameciidae
Source: the annotation of a GenBank genome assembly
AAAUGUGUGACUCUGAUAGCGAUGUUGAGAUACUAGAUUUUGAAUAAGGGCUUCAACUUUAAUAGAAUACAAUAGAAAAUUUAGAAAAAGAACUUCAAGUAGAGGAUUUAAUUAUUUAAGAUUGUGAUUACAAAUAGUUCAUAUUACUAAUAAUAAAUAUAAGAGUUAUUGUCUGAAAAGAACUAAAUUAAAAUAAGAGUAAAGGAAUUAGAAGAUUUGAAUUAACAGCUUGAAAAUAAUCUUUAAAAAUAAAAUUAGAAUCACGAAAGAAUUAUUGAAGAACUAAACAUUGAAUAGGAGAAGAAUGUAGAAAAACUCAGAAAACAAUUAGAAAGUUAAAUGGAAUAGUAAAAAUAAGAAUUUGAAAAAUAUUUGGAAAAAUAAAGUUAAUAAAUUAAUGAUUAUGUAAAGAAGUUAGAGAACCUAGAGGAAGAGAACAAUAUAAUAUAGAAUAAGUUAAUAUCAACUGAAUUAUUUAAUUGUAAAUUAUAAUCGAGUCUUAAUGAAUUAUAAAUGGAUAUUAAAACAAAAGCUGAAACUAGAAAAUGUGUUUAAUAAUUUAAUGAAAAGUUAAUGGGUGAAAAUAUUAAUAAUCUUAAUAAAAUUGAAUCACUUAGUAUGUAAGUUGAUGGACUGGAAGAGAAAUUAUAAAAACUUACAUAAUAACGAGAUCAUUUUAAGAAAUAGUUUGUAGAUAUAUCAUAAAAAAUUUUAUAAUAUCAAUAAGAGAUAACUAAUUCAAACAAUAGUACAAAUAUGUAUCAAUAUUAUUUAGUUAAAUUGGAACUUAAAAACAAAUUUGAAGCCUGUUCAGAAUAAAUGAAGAAAUAUUAAUUAACGUUAAAAGAUAGUGUAGAAGAGAAUAAAAAAUUAAAAUUAAUUAUUGGAUAGUUUUAAUCAUAAAUUGAAGAUUCUAAAUAUAAAUAGGAUUUAUAUAUUAAAGAAAAUAUAAAUUUAAAAAAUUAAUUAAGUAACAUAUAUUUAUACUUGUUUAUAGACACAUUAUAAUAAUAUUACAAAGAAUAGAUAAACCAAUUAUAAUAAACUUUGACAAGUAAGGAUGCUUAGAUUCAGCAAUUAAGUGAACCUAAUAAACUUACAAUCAAAAGGUUAUAAAAACAAAAUUAAUCUAUUUUAUCGAUAUAAUAGUAAGAAUAAGAGAAAAGAUAAUUGAUAGAGUAGAAAAUAAAAUCUUAAUAAUGA